ACUAACACAAGUUUACAUUGGACGUUUGAAUUGAAAUGCACAACAGCUUCAGUUUGUUUUGAAUAUUUUUCGUUUCAGUUUUUCUUUUAUUAUUACAAUGUGCCUUUAGGUCAUUUAAAACGAUUUCAAAGUGGCCAGUGGAAAUGGAUGAAUCAGUUAAUUUGCUAGAAUUUUCAGCAGUAGAACCGGUUGCCGCGGCGGUGACAAAAGCCAAUGCAAUGGACAAUGAAAACGAGGGGCAACAGCAAUCGAAUUCAUCCGAUGAACCAAUCGAUGUGAGCACGGGACGAGAACUGCUGACAGAUGUUAAAAAAAACGAUUCUUACAGAGUUAUUCCGUUUUUCUAUCACAAAUUACCGAAAAGUACAGACAUUCUAGCGCAAAAACUACGAGAAGAAGCGCGUACGCUAUUCUUGCAAAAACGGAGCAAGGAAUUACUCGAUAAUAACGAGCUGAAAGCACUGUGGAAUAUUUUGCAGAAGAAUUACACACAACCGAGUAUAAACAACGAACAGUUCAUCAGUUAUGAUGACUAUUUGCGUGUCGUUAAAAUUGCCAGCGAAAAAUUCAAAAUCUAUUUGACAUCAUCGCUGUUUUUGCGUCUACAAGCCAUCAGUGGUUAUCCUGGACACGUUAAUAUAAUGUCACUCUUCAACUACACAAUGCGGAAAGUGUGGUUGCAACAAACGCGCAUUGGUUUAUCAUUGUAUGAUUACACUGGUCAAGGCUUCCUCAGAGAAUCGGAUCUUGAAUCGUAUAUUUUGGAAUUGAUACCUACGUUACCGCAGCUGGAAGGAUUGGAAAAAUCAUUUCAUAAUUUCUAUGUGUGCACAGCUGUACGGAAAUUCUUUUUUUUCCUGGAUUCACUUCGAACCGGACGGAUUCGUAUCAGGGAUGUGUUGGCUUGCAGUUUUCUCGAGGAUUUGCUCGAGUUGCGUGACGAAGAAACGCCAAAAGAUGCUCAGGAAACGAAUUGGUUUUCAGCACCGUCAGCCCUUAGCAUUUACGGUCAUUAUUUGAACCUGGAUAAGGACCACAAUGGAAUGCUGAGCAAACAAGAACUCAUCGGCUAUGGUUCGGGCACAUUAACCCGUGUAUUCUUAGACCGUUUGUUUGCUGAAUGCAUCACAUACGAUGGAGAGAUGGAUUAUAAAACGUACUUAGACUUUGUAUUAGCAUUAGAAAAUCGACAAGAGCCGCAGAGCUUGCAGUAUUUAUUCCGUAUUCUUGAUUUCGACCAUCAGGGAUAUUUGACUUCGUUCACAUUGAACUAUUUUUUCAAAGGUAUUCAAGAGCAAAUAGAGGCCCAUCGAGCUGAACCAGUGAAUUUCGAUGAUGUAAAAGAUGAAAUAUUCGACAUGAUCAAGCCAAAAGAUCCAACCAAAAUCACAUUGAAAGACAUAAUCGACAGUGGCCAAGGAGAGACAAUGGUUUCAAUUCUAAUCGAAUUUCAUCGAUUCUGGACGUACGAAAAUCGAGAGGCAAUGGUUGUUGAUUCAAACAUUGAAGAACAUCAAUCCAUACUUUGAUCAUAUUCCAUUGUACAUUUACAUACGCUAACUGUAAUAAUAAUAAAGUGUUGGUUGUUUGGACGAAAUGAACGAAAAAAAAAUAUAAUACACAACA
Sitodiplosis mosellana (orange wheat blossom midge) is the source of this 1626-nucleotide messenger RNA. Its product is annotated as serine/threonine-protein phosphatase 2A regulatory subunit B'' subunit gamma-like. Gene Ontology annotation, biological process: T cell homeostasis; B cell homeostasis; regulation of dephosphorylation. The transcript is spliced from 6 exons. Bases 144 to 1529 code for a protein of 461 amino acids. The record is from RefSeq and is a predicted model, not a curated record. Gene Ontology annotation, cellular component: centrosome; spindle. NCBI's taxonomy places the organism in Eukaryota, Metazoa, Arthropoda, Insecta, Diptera, Cecidomyiidae.